GAGUGAGAGAGAGAGAGAGAGAGAGAGAGAGAGAGAGAGAACGUCAAUCGCGAGAAGAGGAGAGAAGCGAAGAGGAGAGGAGAGAAGGAAAGGAAAGAGCGAAGCCACACGCUAAAGAAACUGCCCUUCAUCAGUGCAGCAGGAGGAGGAGGAGGAAGAGGAAGAGGCCUGUGCUGCUGCUGCUGCUGCUGCUGUGAGCCUCGCGGAGUCUCGCGCGUGCCGAGGCGCGUCCCCGCCCUGCGCGCGCUCACGGCCGCGGGGUGAGGAGGAUAGAGAGAGAGAGAGAGAGAGAAAGAGAGAGGGAGAGAGAGGGAGAGAGGGAGAGAGGGAGAGAGAGAGAGAGAGAGAGAGAGAGACGACGAGUGCUUCUUACGAGAUCACAUCAACAGCUCGAGGCAUACGGACGGAUUUUAUUGAUAUUGUUAUUAUUAUUAUUGUUUUUACUAUUAUUUUUUUAUCCACGAAUUCCUUAAUCGGACUCUCGACAUGGAGCGGCGGCGUUGAUGGAAAGCGAGGCGAGGCGGCGCGGCGCGUGCACUGCAUCUCCCUUCGGUUUUUGAAUGAUUAUUUUGGGCUGUAAUCCCCGCACCUGAUCCGGACGUUGCCUGCAAGCGUGUAAAUAUUUAAAUAAAGCCCCCAUUUAGGCCGAUGACUGGCUGAUGACGCCAGUCGAACCGAGCUUUGUGUUUUAUAGUGGCGGCACAUGGGCUCCCCCGUAUUUCUAUAAGUAGACCUGCUCAGCUAUAGGCAGCUCUCUGCAGCGGUCAUUGUCUUGGAGAUGCGCUCGCGCUCGCUUGUAAGGCACGUCCCGUUUUCUCGGGUCUGCUGAAAAAGAAGAAAAGACAAACACGGGGGCAAUCGCGUACCGCUUCGAAUCGAGCAUCCACACCUUGACCGGCUUUAUUUAUUUUCCUCUCUCGACCUCCCCCCUCCACCCCCCUACCCCCCACCACUCCAUUCCCUUGAAGCCUUUUCUUCCUCCUUCUCUCCAUCCUGCGCUGUUUUGUCAGCAACUAAGGCUAAAGCUGUGAGUGGUGCUCUUCAUUCGCCUUAUCUGUCUCCUCCUCCUCCUCCUCCUCCUUGAAGCAUCAGCCAGGGCUUCUGCAGGCAGCCAUGGAGACCCCCACUAAGCUCCCUCCGUCCAGUCCGUCCUCGCCCACCACAGGCUUUUCUGUGCCCAGCGCCGAGAAGGUGGAUGGCUUUCCCCGAAGGUCCAUGCGCCGGGCCCGCCAAAGAAGGUCCCACAGCUCCUCGCAGUUCCGCUAUCAGAGCUCGCAGGUGGAGCUGACGCCUCUGCCGCUGCUCAAAGAUGCCCCGGUGGCAGAGCUACAUGACCUAUUCUGUAAGAAGCUGCAGCAGUGCUGUGUGCUGUUUGACUUUCUGGACUGCGUGGCGGACCUGAAGGGGAAAGAGAUCAAGCGGGCGGCGCUGAAUGAGCUGGUGGAGAGUGUGGCCACCAGCCGUGGCGUCCUCAUUGAGCCCCUCUAUCCUGAGGCCAUCAAGAUGAUCUCAGUGAACAUCUUUCGUACUCUCCCACCCAGCGAAAACCCAGAUUUUGACCCUGAGGAGGAUGAACCCACACUGGAGGCCUCCUGGCCACACCUACAGUUGGUGUAUGAGUUCUUUUUGCGCUUCCUGGAGAGUCCUGAUUUCCAGCCCUCCAUGGCCAAACGUUACGUGGACCAGAAAUUUGUUCUACAGCUGUUAGAGCUGUUUGAUAGUGAAGACCCCAGAGAGAGAGAAUACCUGAAGACCAUCCUGCAUCGCGUCUACGGCAAACUGCUCGGCCUUCGAGCGUACAUCCGCAAACAGAUCAACAACAUCUUUCUCAGGUUCAUUUAUGAAACUGAGCACUUCAAUGGAGUGGCUGAGCUGCUGGAGAUUUUGGGCAGUAUCAUUAAUGGCUUUGCUCUGCCUCUGAAGUCAGAGCAUAAGCAAUUCCUGGUGAGGGUCCUGAUCCCCCUGCACACUGCCAAGUCUCUCUCCAUCUUUCAUGCACAGCUGGCCUACUGUGUUGUGCAGUUUAUGGAGAAGGAUGCCACCGUUACAGAAUAUAUCAUCAGAGGGCUGCUAAAAUACUGGCCCAAAACAUGCACCCAGAAAGAGGUGAUGUUCCUGGGGGAGAUCGAGGAGAUUCUGGAUGUCAUUGAGCCGUCUCAGUUCAUCCGUGUGCAGGAGCCACUCUUUAAGCAGAUCGCUGCCUGCAUCUCCAGCCCUCACUUCCAGGUUGCAGAGCGGGCUCUGUAUUUCUGGAAUAAUGAGUACAUUCUGAGCCUGAUCGAAGAGAACUGCCAGGUCAUCCUGCCUCUGGUCUUCGGCACACUCUACAGAGUCUCCAAAGAACACUGGAACCAAACGAUUGUGUCUCUCAUCUACAACGUCUUGAAGACCUUUAUGGAGAUGAACAGUAAACUUUUUGAUGACCUCACUGCCUCCUACAAGGUGGAGAAACAGAAGGAGCUGAAGAGAGAGAGGGAGCGUGCUGAGUUAUGGCGGAGUCUGGAGGAGCAGCAGGAGCGGAGGCUGCAGAGUUUGGGAGAAGCCAGCCGCAACCAGAAGAACCUGCAGGAGAGAGAGAAGAACAGCAAGAAUGAGCCAGAGAACAGCGCUGCCAACGCCACCUAGAACACACACACACACACACACACACACACACACACACACACACACACACACACACACACACACAUAUGCACACACAUCAAUACAGAAAAAACAUAAUAACUCACUCUGUUUUAAAAUAUUUUUUAUUCUUGAAACAACCACUACUUCUAACAACACAUAAACACAGACCACACAUACACACAAAUACACACCCCUACACUGUAAACAAAUUUGUGUAAAAUUACAGUACUGGCAGCAAUUUCUCAAGUGAUUUACUGUUUAUUUACAGUACAACUACAACAGUUUUUUAAACACAGCUGAUCACUGUAUUUGUACAGUUUUUUCCUGCACUCCUGUAUUUCUAACAGAUUGUUCUUAUGUUCUCUAAUGUGCACCCACAGCUGCCUGAGGACCUUCCGUUUUACUGCAAAAUGUAAAGAUGUAGGCAAAGAUGGCAGUAACCAAAUAUCCAUUAUUCAUACAAUUACAAGAUUAAUUAGUUACUGAAACACAAACACUUCUGCAUAUUUUCAGUAAGGAAUAGCAUGUUAAAACAAAUGAGCAAACAAAACUCAUGUGAAAUGAUCUGCCGAUGAAAAAGUAAAUUGGCAAAAAAACAAAAUUGCAAGUAAUGCUGGGAAGCUCCAUCCCCAUCACUACAGUAUUCAGAGACAGGCUGCUCAAAGUCCUGCCCACUUUCCAGCUUAUUGUAAUAUCCAAUAUUUUAACUUCUUCGUCCUCUUCCUCUCAUAUAUACAAAUUCAUCCAUACACACCUGUUUCACUCAGAAUUCCUCAUAUUUUAGAGGAGUCUGCUGUACUUAAAGAAUACAGUGGAUUACUGCAGUGUUUCUGCUGUAAAUUUACAUCAGUUCGUUACAGUGUAGAAACAGGUACACAUACAUAAAAUACAGACACUGUUCACACAACAAUCAGAUCAAAUACAGGUUGUCCAUAUGUAGAUAUGCUACAUUAAUGCAACAUACACUAAUACAACACACACACACACAUACAUACACAGAUGAAUAAAUGUCAUACUGUAGGGAGACGCAGAUUAAUAAGAUGAGUGUCUCUCACUCUUCAUGUUCUUUACUCUCUCCAUGCACAUCUUACUCAUUCUAUUUCACUUUGUUUUCUUUCCUUCUGUUUCUCUCUCUUCCCCUCAUCUAUACAAAAUCAAGCACACACACACACACACACACACACACACACACACACACACACACACACACACACACACACCUACAUACACCAAAGACACAAGCAGCACAAACAAGGGCACACAAAUCACACUUGCAUGAGGAGCUGACUGUGAUGCAGUCAGUCAGUCAGACAGAAUCAUCUAUACAAAAUCAUGCAUACACACACACACACACACACACACACACACACACACACACACACACACACACACACACACACACACACACACACACACACACACACACAAACAAACACAAGUCAUUGGUUAAGUGGAACUGGUUUGGGCUACUCUCCUGCUGACCACUGGACUUUACUCACUCUCUCCCAAAAAAGAUGAAGAGGAAUGCUGAACAUAAUGAUGAUUCUGAAGAGUUAUGAAGAUGAUAUCUCUGUAAAAGUAAUGAUUAUAAUGUUCCUACUUCUACAGCUUAUUCUAUAAGUACUACUUCUAUUGCUAACUGAUGUUUUUAUAUCUAUAUAUAUCUAUAUAUAUAUCUAUAUAUAUAUAUAAAUAUAAUAUCUAUGUCUGAUUCUAGUGUUGGUGGGGGUAUUCUAGUGUAGCACCUCUAAAACAUGACAAAAGUAUGCUGCUAGACUAAACUUGUUCUGAUGUAACGACAAUACAUUACUCUAGUCCGUUCUUCUUCUGGGGUUUUAAACACGCCAUCCGAAAUGUGUUACUUUAGCAAUAUUCUCAUCAAUUUUGAAUAACAUGUGUCAGCAGGUUUUUUUUGGAGCAAAUUUCACUCUACCACACUGUCUACUUCAGUGCACACAAUGAUGUUCAUUUGUAUUUUUAAAAUUUUGUUGAUUUGUUUUGUUUUACUUUUAUUUUUGUAUACUUGUUUUGCUGUUGAUAUUUAUUAAUAUUUAUUUUGAUCAGUGACUUUAUUGGAGGCUUGACGAACAAGACUGCAAGUGAAUGAAGGCCUAAGCAUACUUAAGAGUCUGGUAAAGACAGUUGGUAUGGCAUGUAAGUAUGUAUGUAAGUAAGUAUGUAUGUAUGUAUGUGUGUGCGGGUGCGUGUACUGCUGUAAAUGGUGACAGAGAUGAGGGGUCAACGCCCCCCCCCGGGCUGAAAAAAUGAACAGGGUUUGAAUCAGUACAUACCAUUCAGAUUGAUUGUAAUUUUAACUGUAUAACACUCAAUGUUGGUUGUUGGUUCUACACUGACAUUGCCUCUGUUUGACAACAAACGAAAAACAAGAACAGAGAAAUCACCAUCACUCAUUCUGUUGUUAAUUUAAAAGGGCGCUAGCUCGUCUUUUCCUAGGUUCUGAGAAAGUUCCCGUAAAGAGAAAGCUGAGAUGUGAAACAGUAAGUUAAGGGUAGAGUAGAGUAGAGAAGGCAAUAAAAGGACUGGAACUGUAAGCAAACGUAGCAUCACUUCAACUAGACUUGCACUGUCCUCUUGAUUGAUGUUUUGUGUUUAAACAUAGCAAUGUAUUUUUGGGGGACCAAUGGCUUUGGGAUAUGAAUGUAUAAAAAAAAUGGGAUAUAAACAUGAAAAUGUGUGUUGAAUAAGUUCACAUUGAGAAA
Molecule: messenger RNA, 5345 nt
Organism: Pygocentrus nattereri (red-bellied piranha)
Lineage: Eukaryota; Metazoa; Chordata; Actinopteri; Characiformes; Serrasalmidae
Gene: ppp2r5b
Product: protein phosphatase 2, regulatory subunit B', beta
Exons: 13
Coding region: 1114-2625 (503 amino acids)
Biological process (GO): signal transduction; protein dephosphorylation
Cellular component (GO): protein phosphatase type 2A complex; nucleus; cytosol
Molecular function (GO): protein phosphatase activator activity
Source: RefSeq, a predicted model, not a curated record